Messenger RNA from Psylliodes chrysocephalus, 1810 nucleotides. The record is from the annotation of a GenBank genome assembly. NCBI's taxonomy places the organism in Eukaryota, Metazoa, Arthropoda, Insecta, Coleoptera, Chrysomelidae.
AGUAAAUCAGUUGAAACUUUAUUUCCAACUUUGGAAAUUACAAGAAAUGUUCGAAAUCAAGUGAUAACAAAUCAUAUUCAGUCAAUAUAAUGAUAAAAAUUAAAUUAUUUUUGUCAAAAUUAACAAGUGGCAUAUUUCAAUACGAAUAUGAACUUUAAAUUUUGGCGGCUGUCUUGACAGCCUGGAAGAUCGGAAGUACAGCAGAAGAGCGGCCAUGUUCUGCCGCCUAAAAAAAUAAUUCCAUCUAAUAAUAAUUUUUUUUUGCAAACGAUUUAAAACCCAGUAUACAUUUUCAGGUAAAACAAUUCUACUUUAUUCCAAGUUACCCAUCAAGAGCCAUUAAAAAGUUAUUUAACCCUUCUUAAGAGUAUUCAUAUACCUGGGCGUAGUAAGAUUACUUCCCACUCCUGACUUCACUUCAGCAGUCUUUUCCGUUUAGCUAAACGCGGAGUGUAGACAUGUCUUUGCAAGAUAGACGUAAUGAUGAUUGGGACAAAAAUGGUCCAGCGAAUGAUGAGAAGGAUUCCCAAGGGUACGAUGGUCCACCAGGCAUGGAGCCUGAUGGCAUCAUCGAGUCGAACUGGGAAGAAGUUGUGGACAACUUCGAUGACAUGAACUUAAAAGAGGAACUCCUUAGAGGUAUUUACGCUUAUGGUUUUGAAAAACCAUCGGCCAUCCAACAAAGAGCAAUCAUACCUUGCGUCAAGGGUCAUGACGUAAUCGCUCAAGCUCAGUCUGGUACAGGAAAGACUGCCACCUUUUCAAUUUCCAUUUUACAACAAAUAGACGCGGCGGUGAGGGAAUGCCAGGCUUUGAUUUUGGCUCCAACUCGUGAAUUAGCGCAACAAAUUCAGAAGGUAGUGAUUGCAUUAGGAGAUUUCAUGUCCGCUCAAUGCCACGCUUGUAUUGGAGGAACUAACGUUAGAGAAGAUAUGAGAAAGCUAGAAACUGGGGUACAUGUCGUUGUUGGUACCCCAGGUAGGGUCUACGAUAUGAUUACUAGACGGGCUUUGAGAACAACCCAUAUUAAAAUGUUUGUCUUGGAUGAAGCUGAUGAGAUGUUGUCCAGAGGGUUCAAAGAUCAAAUCCAUGAUGUCUUUAAAAUGUUGAACUCUGAUGUACAGGUCAUUCUGCUUUCCGCUACUAUGCCCAAUGACGUGCUAGACGUUACUAAAUCAUUUAUGCGCAGCCCUGUGAGGAUUCUCGUCAAAAAAGAGGAACUCACACUGGAAGGUAUAAAGCAGUUCUUUGUUUACGUCGAACGCGAAGACUGGAAAUUGGAAACAUUGUGUGAUCUCUAUGAUACUCUCUCGAUUACGCAGGCCGUAAUCUUUUGUAACACACGUCGCAAGGUCGACUGGCUGACUGAAAACAUGCACAAAAGAGACUUCACUGUGUCAGCGAUGCACGGUGAUAUGGAACAAAGAGAACGUGACGUUAUUAUGAGACAGUUUAGGACCGGAUCCUCUAGAGUUCUGAUCACCACUGAUUUGUUGGCCAGAGGUAUUGAUGUACAACAAGUGUCCCUAGUUAUUAAUUAUGAUUUGCCUUCAAAUAGAGAAAAUUACAUACACAGGAUUGGUCGAGGCGGUCGGUUCGGUCGUAAGGGGGUAGCAAUAAAUUUUGUUACGGAAGACGACAAGCGUACGCUGAAGGACAUUGAGCAGUUUUACAAUACGAAGAUAGACGAAAUGCCCAUGAACGUCGCAGAUCUCAUAUAAAAGCGAAACAGUAUACAGAGUGUUGGUGUGUUAACUACGACGUCCCUCCUGAAGGUCUACUGGUGUGAGUAUUAGCUUUCUAUGCUGAA